AUGUCCAACCCAGAGCAUGCAUUUCAGGAACUUGCGCGCAUCUUCUCAUCUAGAGAAAACCAAGUCCUCGAGAUUGAGAUCAUCCCUCCAAGUCUAGGCGCAACAUUUCUGCAAGAUGGCUGCUCAGUGGGAAUCACCAAGAAAGCACUCGUGCAAGCAUAUACGGUCGCGCGAGCUAUCUUCUUUAAGAAAUCAAUGCCCAUGUCGGAAGAUGACUUCCAAAAUGCGCUCCUCAUCCAAAUUCAGUCAACAAAUCCAGAUUUAGCAAUCACAGAAAUCAUGCUGCUAUUCGAUUGUGAACAUCUCACAGCUUGCAAUUGGCGCAAGCGCCGGUUAUGCGCAGCCAUGGCGCAUUCAAAUACCCAGGAUCUUUCAAACGGGACACUCGCCACAAUAGAGCUUUUAGAAGCCGAGCUCACGCUUAUGUCGAGUUACCAGUGCUCGCCACUUCAUCGUCAUACCAAGUCGCCUACUUUAUGGCACCACCGGCUCUGGGUGCUGAGACAUCUACUCGAAAGACGGACUUGGAGUGCCGAGCCUACGCUAGAACUCCACCGGAGUGAACUGGAAGUUGUUCUUCGUGCGGGAGAACUGCAUCCGAAAAACUACUAUGCUUUCAGCUAUAUGCGACAGCUGAAUGCGCUCCUUGUGGAGAUAAUGGCAGGAAAACCUGACUGGAAAGCAGAAGCUGCGCUGCCAAUUCUUGACCGGACGAUUGAAUGGUGCCUGGCUAAUCCGCGCGAUAUCUCCGGGUGGAGCUUUGGAAUAUACCAGCUGAGUCAAGUCACCGAUCCCGCGGUGCGAACGCUUACACUUGAGAAAGUGCUCAUGUUUGCUCUUGGUGUUGGCUGGGAGGGCGAGAGUCUCUGGACAUUUGUGCACCAAAUUGUUAAGCAAUUCAAUCUUGGUAGUGUCGCAGAUGAUAUGGGGUUACGCUGCAUUCCGGAAGAUGCAUCCAAUGACUCUGCAAGUUCUUUACAGAAGAAGUCAUGGCAGACCUGGCUGGACCGGGCGAGGGUAUACUGGGCAGCCAAUGGCCAGAAAUAA
This is a messenger RNA of Penicillium antarcticum, 1047 nucleotides long. RefSeq lists its product as uncharacterized. Gene Ontology annotation, cellular component: cytoplasm. The transcript has a single exon. NCBI's taxonomy places the organism in Eukaryota, Fungi, Ascomycota, Eurotiomycetes, Eurotiales, Aspergillaceae. Gene Ontology annotation, molecular function: protein prenyltransferase activity. Bases 1 to 1047 code for a protein of 348 amino acids. The record is from RefSeq and is a predicted model, not a curated record. Gene Ontology annotation, biological process: protein prenylation.